AAUACGCAACGGCGGCUUCCGGUAACCGGGUACGCGUCCGAGGCAGCAGAAUGGAGGAGGUGCCUCACGACUGUCCCGGGGCCGGCAGCGCCCACGCAGGUCGAGGGGCUUCAUGUCAGGGGUGCCCCAACCAGCGGCUCUGCGCUUCUGGAGCUGGUGCCGCUCCGGACCCGGCCAUAGAGGAAAUCAAAGAGAAAAUGAAGACCGUGAAACACAAGAUCUUGGUGUUGUCUGGGAAAGGCGGCGUUGGGAAAAGCACAUUCAGCGCCCAUCUGGCCCAUGGCCUAGCAGAGGACGAAAACACGCAGGUUGCUCUUCUAGACAUUGAUAUAUGCGGGCCGUCUAUUCCGAAGAUCAUGGGAUUGGAAGGAGAACAGGUUCACCAGAGCGGCUCAGGCUGGUCUCCAGUGUUCCUGGAAGACAACUUGGGGGUGAUGUCGGUGGGUUUCUUGCUCAGCAGCCCGGAUGAUGCCGUUAUCUGGAGGGGACCAAAGAAAACUGGCAUGAUCAAGCAGUUCCUGCGCGACGUGGACUGGGGCGAGGUGGACUACCUCAUCGUGGACACCCCGCCUGGGACCUCGGACGAACACCUCUCGGCCGUGCAGUACCUGGCAGCCACGCGCAUCGACGGGGCGGUGAUCGUCACCACGCCGCAGGAGGUGUCGCUCCAGGACGUCCGGAAAGAGAUCAGCUUCUGCCACAAGGUGAAGCUGCCCAUCAUCGGGGUGGUGGAGAACAUGAGCAGCUUCGUCUGCCCCAAGUGCCAGAAAGAGUCUCAGAUAUUUCCGCCGACGACGGGCGGUGCGGAAGCCAUGUGUCAGGACCUGAAGAUCCCACUCCUCGGCAAAGUGCCUCUGGACCCACGCGUAGGUUCUGACGUGACAGUCGUGGACAGAACUGGCCUUGAAAACCCCCGAGGAAGGUGUCCCCCGUGUCCUGUCUACAGGGAAGCCCGGCAGAGCCCUCCCUGUGCCCCGCUUCUCUAGGUGAGCACAGGGGAGGUCGCUGGCCUGCCUUCAGGGGCCACACUCCUCUGAGUCCCAGAGUCUUCCAGGGCCCGAGGCGCUGUUCUGGGGACCCUGCCUCCAUGUCACACUCACUCCAGGCACUGGCUUGCUGAGUGGAGCGGUAGGGACGGCCACCCACACUCUUUCAGGGACACUGGCCACCAAGUUUGUUUCCCCACCAUAACAGACUUCAGCAAGCUGCAACCCGCCGACAAGGAAGUGGCCAGUUAGGUUGUGCAGAGGGAAGCCGACAGAAACUGACGGUGGGUCGGAGCCCAGGUGUGGCCGGCUCUGCAGCCAGGCUUCAGGGCUCAGACCCCAGCUGUUAGGAAACGAGAGACUUUAGAGCGUGGGCGCCGUGUAUGCUUAGGGGCUGAGGCCGUGGGUGGCUGUGCCGGCGGAGAGAGCGGGGAGGAGGUUAGGGCUGGACCGGGGCCUGGGCAUUGGCAUGGAGUGGAAGGGACACAGAGAAGGAAAGGGACAGGCUUUGAUGGUUGGGGAGAAAGAGGUGUCACAGACAUCUGUGCUGCCCAGCGUGAGCCACCGGGGACACAGGGACAUCACUUGGGGACACUGCCCAGAACCAGCGCGCACAGGAGGCGCCGUUGAGGGAAGGGUGCUGGGUGGAGGCGGGCGAGGCCUUGGCUUUGUUCGCCACCUCGGGAGAGAGGUCGGGAGCGGAGGGGCCGUGCCCGUGAUGGGGGCUGGACGGUGUAGAGAGGAGGGGCUGAGCGCUGUGUGGAGGAGGCUGCCUUGAGGAGGUGGACGGGAAGAGCCCAGAGAAGCCCGGGCGCCCACCUCGCUGGUCCCACGUCCCGCAGCACGCCUGGUAUGUGGUUUCCCCAAGAAACAGAGCGCUCCGGCUUCUUUUCCAGCCUUCGCGAGUGCUCUAAAUUUUCUUCACGCUGACCAGUUUCCCUGAGGGUUGUAGGAGCGGGUGCCUCCCUCGAAGGCCUCGUGAGCGUGUGGGGGACAGGUGGGCGGCGGCAGCCUGAGGGGUCACCGCCGUCAGCUCCAGGCUGUGCUGCCGCCUUAGUCCUUGGAGCACCUCACAGGCGGGGCCGCCCGGUGCAGCCUCCGGUCAGUGCCGUCUAGCGGGCACCGUGCCGUGGACACGGUACCCGCCCCCAAACCUCAGCUCUGGCUGACACCGCAGAGCUGGGCCGGCGAGCGUCAGAAAGGACGGGUGGUGGACGCCCUCACGCAGUGGCGAGGAGGACGGGGCCGAGUGAGGUCCCUGUGACCUUCCGGAGCCACUCCUUUCUGGUGAGGGGCCCGCCACAUGACCGGGAACAGAGACAGCCCUGUGGGAACGCGUGGCAAAGGAGCGGCCUUUGCCGGGUCCUCCGGCCCCGCGGUCCUCGGCCUCCCCGCCCCACGUGCCCGAGGGUCACAGGGAAGCGCCUCUGGGCCCGGGCACCCUGGCCUAGCCCGCUGCCCCCCGCUGGCUGUGGGCUCAGGCGGGUCGUUGCCAGGCUCUGGACCUCAGGCCUCACCUGUGAGGUGGGGACGUGAUGGAGCCACUGCCGGGGGCUGCACGGAUGGACGGGGGGCACGCGGGGAGUCUCAGACAGGGCAGUGCCCGGAGGGCACCGCUGCAGCAGAGGCCAGAGAGGGGAGGUUUGUGGAGACGGGGAGCCGGCCAGAGCGCGCGUGUAGGGGGACAGGAGGAGCGAGAGGACGGUGUGAAAAUCAGGAGAGAGUGGCCCCACGAGCUGCUUGUGGGACCCGUGGCCUCGCUGACCUGGUCCAACAACCAAGCGCUCGGAGGCUUCCCUAGCUGCUUCUGCCACAGUCCACGGCGCCUGGGCCACGUGGGGCCCCCCCGCCCCCGUCUCGGGUGUCCUGUGCCACCUGGCAACUCGCUGGGGAGCCGAGGAGAUGACUGUUCCACAGUGGGCCUGCCCGGGGUCCCCCCAGAGGCCGGGGAGCGGCUGCGGGCGGUGGAACCACUGACUCUGCUCCAACGGGGGGUGGGGGGGUGCCCAGGACCAGACGGGAGGGGCGCUCGCCGCCCCCCUGAGGCGCUGCCCGUGCGCACCCAGACGAGAGACAACCUGUGUGUCUGGGGGGGGCCCUGGAGUACACAGAGCACACGGGGUGCUGCCAGCGUGAAGUGACCUUCAAGAUAAAAUUACACGUGGAGAAAGCAGUGGGCAGGAUAUGUGCACCACGUGCGCCCAAGCAUUUUUUUUAAACACGCGAGUGGGCACAUGCAUGUACAUGCCACGUUCAUGUGCACGUAUUUCUAGAAAGACACCUGAAACACUGGGAGCCUCUUUUGAACUUGUUCUUCACGGUAUAAACGUUUGUCUUCCAUACUCUUUUACCACGUGCCUUCAUUAUCUUUUUACUCAGAGAACAAAUUGAUGUUUUAAAUGCAGGUUCCUGGGCCCACCCAGGAGCUGCCAAAUCUGUUCUUCAUGGGGCCCUGGAAGCUGCAUUUGCCGCACAUCACCCAGAUGAUUCGCAGGCACGGGUCAGAGCCGUGAGGAAGCUAGCCAGGGUCCAUGCUGGAUGGAGGGGAGCAGGCGAGGUCCUUGAGACCCCGACAUCCUGUCUCGGCUUUGAUUUUUAUUACACGUGAAGUGGGCUUAGGAUCUUCCGGGUCACGGGCACAGGAAGAGCCCCAAGUUCACGUCCCUGCUGUGUUCUUCAUGGAUUUUCU
Molecule: messenger RNA, 3675 nt
Organism: Hippopotamus amphibius kiboko
Lineage: Eukaryota; Metazoa; Chordata; Mammalia; Artiodactyla; Hippopotamidae
Gene: NUBP1
Product: NUBP iron-sulfur cluster assembly factor 1, cytosolic
Exons: 10
Coding region: 51-986 (311 amino acids)
Biological process (GO): iron-sulfur cluster assembly
Cellular component (GO): cytosol
Molecular function (GO): ATP-dependent FeS chaperone activity; 4 iron, 4 sulfur cluster binding; ATP binding
Source: RefSeq, a predicted model, not a curated record